This is a messenger RNA of Anopheles stephensi (Asian malaria mosquito), 802 nucleotides long. RefSeq names its product ninjurin-2-like. The transcript is spliced from 3 exons. Gene Ontology annotation, biological process: tissue regeneration; cell adhesion. Gene Ontology annotation, cellular component: membrane. The coding region runs from base 79 to 531 and encodes 150 amino acids. Lineage: Eukaryota; Metazoa; Arthropoda; Insecta; Diptera; Culicidae. The record is from RefSeq and is a predicted model, not a curated record.
AAAAUAUUUCACGAGGACGCGUGCCGUCAGUUUACGAGGGAGCAAUUCAGACAGCAGACGCUACCAGCUAGUAAAGCCAUGGCAAACAACUAUAAGCAAGGUGACCAAACAGCUGAGGGACGCGCAUCAGAUAAUACUGACGUAUCGGCGAAAGACAUAUUUCAAAGUAUCAAGGGCCUGAAUCUGAACAGCUAUGCAACUCGCAAAUCGAUAGCGCAGGGUAUGCUCGACCUGGCGCUACUCACAGCCAAUGCGUCGCAAUUGAAGUACAUUCUGACCGUUGGAGCAACGCAUCAGUUUUAUCACUUUCUGCUCGUUUUGAUCAUUGUGUCGAUUUCAUUGCAGCUAUGUCAAGCACUGCUCAUCAUCGUGCUGGCCGUUGUUUUCGACAUCAAUAAGGUGGAAGAGCAGAAACGGUCCGAUAUCGUGAACAACGUGCUCAUUGCCUUUACCGUGAUCAGUGUCGUAGUGAAUGUGAUAAUAAGUGCGUUCGAUAUGAAAUCUCAGUCGGAUGUUUUAAAACAAAGUUAAGCUAUGUGGAUUGAAGCUGCGUGAGUUUCACCACAAACUACUAAUAAAAACUAAUUAUUGUACAAUGUUGAAAAAAUUGCUAUGAUAAGAUAGGAAAUGUUAUUGGUUAUGCAUUUUAAUCGCAAAUGAUAACGUAUACAUUGCUUAAAACAAUUGACAGACAGAAAAUUCAAGUGUUAUCAGUUGAAAGGGGGCAGCUAUUACCAAAACGGCCGAAAAACAACAUUCGAAGAUUGGUUCACGCUUAAAUAUAAAGUGAAGAAAUUGGAAA